Molecule: messenger RNA, 1138 nt
Organism: Chenopodium quinoa (quinoa)
Lineage: Eukaryota; Viridiplantae; Streptophyta; Magnoliopsida; Caryophyllales; Amaranthaceae
Product: LOB domain-containing protein 27-like
Exons: 1
Coding region: 212-1120 (302 amino acids)
Source: RefSeq, a predicted model, not a curated record
UAUUUUUGUUAUUAUCAUCUUGAUUAUUCCUCUAUUUCAAAUAAAAAUAAAAUAAAAAAAUAAUAUCUUGAUUUUUUUUUUUUUUUUUUUUUUGGAAACAAUAUCUUGAUUGUUCCUCUCUAUAUAUUAAUUAACUCCUGGAUUAAUUAUUGUCAUUAUCUCUGUUUUAAAUUUUUGAUAAUUCCAACGUAACACUAUCAAUUUUUAAUCUAUGCCUCCUUUCCAAAUUAAGCAUCUACUACUAUAUUUGGUUAUUGUUGGUCUCUUGAUGACAAUUAAGGGAGGUACAAGCCAAGCGUGUGCAGCUUGCAAGUACCAACGUCGAAAAUGUGCCCCAGAUUGUCCCUUAGCCCCUUAUUUCCCCGCCGAUAAGCCUAAGAUGUUCCAAUGUGCACAUCGAUUGUACGGUGUGUGUAACAUCACCAAAAUACUUAAGAAAUUAGAUAGCAAAGACCGAAAGGAUGAGGCUAUGAAAUCUAUUAUAUUUGAGUCUGAAAUGCGUCAAAAGUAUCCUGUUUUUGGUUGUUGUUAUGCUAUUUGGCAACUUAAUGAGCAAUUGAGUCAACUUCAAGAGGAGCUUUAUUACGUUCAAUCGUGGCUAGCUAUAUUGAAAAAUAAAGAACAUAGUCAUGGCAAUAUUACGGUUGACCCUACCCAACCAUCCACUAUCCAACCUUCUCAACUUCAGCUAGAUUCGGCCCCAAGUACUAGUUAUAACCCGCAUCAUCAGUCUAACGUUGAUAUGUACUUUGCCCCGAACAAAUUUUUUGUAGGUGACCAGGAUUUUGCGUUUGCUGAACCAAAUGUAGGCGUGAAGCCUUCGUUGUUGUUGCAACAACAAUAUGGUGCCAAUAAUAACUAUUGUGUUAAUAGUUUAAGUAAUGAGAUGAAACAAUUUAUCAUUUCACAAAGACUGCCUCUACAACAAGAACUUGAUGAGGUUUCUCAAGAUCAUUAUGAUGAUUUGCCUUUCGAUACUAUUGCUGAUGAUCAACAAUCUUACAUUGAAUCCAAGGGUGUUUGUGAAUCAAGGUAUUCAUCUUUUGUAAUUGUGUGUGUUUUGUCCAACUCAUUUCAAUGGAUUACAAUUUUUUUUAUGGUUAUUCGAUUGUUUAUUUGAAUUUGAGGUCAUGUUCUC